This is a messenger RNA of Emiliania huxleyi CCMP1516, 1824 nucleotides long. RefSeq lists its product as hypothetical. Gene Ontology annotation, molecular function: iron ion binding; procollagen-proline 4-dioxygenase activity; L-ascorbic acid binding. The transcript is spliced from 9 exons. Gene Ontology annotation, cellular component: endoplasmic reticulum. NCBI's taxonomy places the organism in Eukaryota, Haptophyta, Isochrysidales, Noelaerhabdaceae. The record is from RefSeq and is a predicted model, not a curated record. Gene Ontology annotation, biological process: peptidyl-proline hydroxylation to 4-hydroxy-L-proline. The coding region runs from base 160 to 1824 and encodes 554 amino acids.
UCCCUUCUCUCCGCCACCGCCGACACGUGCGACCCGGAGCACGAAACCUGCGAAUGGGACGGCGCGGCGCCUCGGCAGCAAAGCUCAUCCACCGAGGCGGACAAUCCGAACUGCGUCGGAUGGGCGGCAGCCGGUGAGUGCAGCGCAAACCCGGUGUACAUGGCCGCGGCUUGCGCGCAAGCGUGCCGCGGCAAGCUUCCGGAAGGAGCGACGGGAGCGCAGCAGCAGACAACGACGGCGGUGGCAUCCGCGGCUUCAGCUUCAAAGGACGCCGACCCGCAUUGCCCUCUGUGGGCGUCCAAGGGCGAGUGCGAGAAGAAUGCGGCUUUCAUGGCCUCCAACUGUGCCACGGCAUGCGCCCGCCGGCGCGAGGAACGAAGAGACAAGGACCCGCAGUGCGCCGCGUGGGCUGCAGCCGGCGACUGUGACACGCGCGAGGCCUUCAUGCGGCGGACUUGUGCAACCGCGUGCGAGAGAGCGCUCGACGACCAGCUCGACGGGGCGGAGUGCGCUGCGCUGGUUGCGAAGGGAGCGUGCUCGACAGCAGGAGGGCUGGCGGCGUGCCGCUCCAGCUGCCUCGUCUCGCUGCACGCCAACCUCACCUCGGACACGGAGGGCAACUGCUGGUACUGGGGCACGGACGGCGAGUGCGACUCCAACGGCGUCUGGAUGCGCGAGACGUGCCCGCUGUCGUGCGCCAAGCUCGAGGCGUGCGGCGCGGAGCCAGAGUCGCCAGAGUGCGCGAGGCCCUUUGAGUGCCCCCCGGCGAGAGACCAGCGUCAGGACUGCAUCCGGCGAGCGCUGGCCGGGGAGUGCCGCGCCGGCGGGACGGCGGCGUCGGCGUGGGCGCCCGAGGGCGAGACACGCUGGGCUUCCUCCCACAUGGUCAAGAAAUGCUCCCUCUCCUGCCACCUCCUCGACCCCGCCUCGGUCGCGCGUGCUGCGGUCCGGCCGCCGGUGCGCCCCUCUCCGCUCGUGGACGCGCCGCCGCUCUUCGCGCUCCGCCGCCGCCACUCCCCCUCCCGCUGCGCGAUUGGGCACGGCGCCGCGCUGCUCGACGGCCGAUGCCCCAGCAGCAAGACCAGACGCCUCCCGUGGCGCCGCGUCCGGUGCCGCGAGGCUACAUCUCCGCCGCGGAUGACCCCUCGGCUGCCGCACCCUCGCCCCCUCACGCCGCCGGCCGGGGAGGAGGUGGGGUCGGGAGAGGGAGACGGCGCGGAGAGGGCGUGGGAGCCGUCGAUGCUGCGGGUGCAAACCAUCCUCGCGUCGCCGCGUGUGCGGCUAGUCCGCGGCAUCGUCACACCGGCGGAAGCGGAGCAGCUCAUCGCGGCGGCCGGCUCGCGGUUCGCGCCGUCGGGCACCGCCCGUGCGGGAUCGGUGGACUACCGCACAUCUGAGACGGCCAUGCUGCCUGCGGCCGCGCCGGCGGUUGCGGCGCUGCGGCAGCGCAUGGCGCACCUUAUGGGGUAUCCAGACGCGACCCUCGAGCCGCUGCAGUGCGUGCGGUACGUGCCGGGGCAGUACUACAAGCCGCACCACGACUUCUACAACGCUUGCGAGACGUGGCUCGAAGGCAACCGGCACUUCACCUUCCUGGUCUACCUGCGGGCAGUGCCGGGCGGCGGGGGAGAGACGCGCUUUCCGCGGCUCAACAUCACCGUCGACGCGACGCCGUACGCGGCGCUCCUCUUCAACAACUGCCUCGACAAUGGAGAGCCCGACGAGCGGACGCUGCACGAGGGAUUGCCGCCGCUCACCGCCACAAAGUACGCCAUCAACGGGUGGAUGCACUCGAAGGCGUUCUCCGGCGCGUCGCUCGACUGA